This is a messenger RNA of Protomyces lactucae-debilis, 364 nucleotides long. RefSeq lists its product as uncharacterized. The transcript has 3 exons. The coding region runs from base 82 to 309 and encodes 75 amino acids. The record is from RefSeq and is a predicted model, not a curated record. Lineage: Eukaryota; Fungi; Ascomycota; Taphrinomycetes; Taphrinales; Protomycetaceae.
CUGUGAAUUGUGCGUACCGAUGAACAACACGCAUCAAAUCACUCUGUAUGCAGCUGUGGCGAAGUUGCAGUCUCGAGACUCAUGGAAUGUGUCUCGUCCAUCAGGUGCAGAACGUCUUUAGACUUGGCCAGAGCACGUCCUCACACAGGGGUUGAACCGCCUGGUUCUCAAAAACGUUAUAGGCACUGCUCUUCAGUGCUCUUGAUGUCAACUCUAACCGCAGUAUUGGGGAACAUCCUUAAGCAUGGGAAUGGUCUCUCUUCUUGGCGCUGUCAUUUUAUCAGUUGUGGAGCUCAGGCUCCUUUGUGACCACUUGUCUUUCCGCGCAAUAAAGAAGCUGGUUCGCCGUUGGAAACACAUAAUA